AUGCUGACGGCAGUGAAGUUUCAUCCCUGGGUUGUCGGUAAACCCAAGAAACAAUGUUGGUUUAAAAACAUAAAUAUGGACACUUUACCUUGCAUCUACUCUCACCACAAGAAAGCUUUGAUCGAUGGUACAUCAUUUUGCAAGUGGCUUCUUCAUUUCAACAGUCGAAUGGUUGCUCAAAAUAGACAUGUUCUUCUUACAUUGGGCAGAUGUACUGCUCAUAAUGUUCAUGAUCUGAACCUAUCCAACAUAAAGGUUCAGUUUUUUCCAUCCAAUGCCACAAGCCGUCUUCAACCUUUGGACCAAGGCAUAAUCUCUCUCAUAAAGAGAGCGUAUCGUAAGCGACUUGGAAGUGCUUUAACAGAGCUUGGAGACAGCAACACUGAAGAUGUCCACGAGUUAGAAGAUGACACUUCACCUGAUGAAUGGACAGUUCUGCAGGACGUUGUGAACCCUGGGAUUAGUUUCGAAGAAUUCAUUAAUGUAGACAAUGAUGUUGCCAUAUGUGCUUCUGUGGAAACAGAUGUGCCAAAAGCUAUGAAUGAUGUGCAAGAAGAGCCAUCAGAAGGAAGUGGUGAUGAAGAAAAUACAGAUACCAUUCCACCUACCUGUCAGGAGAUGUUUACAGACUUGGACUGUUUAGAACGGUUCGCUUCAACAUCCGACGUCACUGCUGGGUUUACGGAUGCUAUCAUUGCAAUUGGUUGUGAAAUUACAAAAUAUUAUUGUUCCCAUGAAUUUUUUAAGUUGGGAAUAGAGAAAGCACUUUCUGCGUGGAAGGUGUGA
Schistocerca cancellata (South American locust) is the source of this 786-nucleotide messenger RNA. RefSeq names its product tigger transposable element-derived protein 6-like. The transcript has 3 exons. Lineage: Eukaryota; Metazoa; Arthropoda; Insecta; Orthoptera; Acrididae. Gene Ontology annotation, molecular function: nucleic acid binding. The record is from RefSeq and is a predicted model, not a curated record. Bases 1 to 786 code for a protein of 261 amino acids.